Messenger RNA from Puma concolor (puma), 996 nucleotides. The record is from RefSeq and is a predicted model, not a curated record. NCBI's taxonomy places the organism in Eukaryota, Metazoa, Chordata, Mammalia, Carnivora, Felidae.
AUGGACGUUGGAGUGGAAAACGAGGACGGGAGGGUGUUGCGAAAGAGAAUGGAAGAGAUGUCAGGAGAAAGUGUGGUGAGCUCAGCGGUGCCAGCGGCUGCUACCCGCACCACUUCCUUCAAGGGCACGAGCCCCAGCUCCAAGUACGUAAAGCUGAACGUGGGCGGAGCCCUCUACUACACCACCAUGCAGACACUGACCAAGCAGGACACCAUGCUGAAAGCCAUGUUCAGCGGGCGCAUGGAAGUACUCACUGACAGCGAAGGCUGGAUCCUCAUCGACCGGUGUGGGAAACACUUUGGUACGAUACUCAACUACCUUCGUGACGGGGCGGUCCCCUUGCCCGAGAGCCGCCGGGAGAUCGAGGAGCUGCUGGCAGAAGCCAAGUACUACCUGGUCCAGGGCCUGGUGGAAGAAUGCCAGGCAGCCUUACAAAACAAAGAUACUUAUGAGCCUUUCUGCAAAGUUCCUGUCAUCACUUCGUCCAAGGAAGAGCAGAAACUUAUAGCAACGUCAAAUAAGCCAGCCGUGAAGCUGCUCUACAACAGAAGUAACAACAAAUACUCGUAUACCAGCAAUUCUGAUGACAAUAUGUUGAAAAACAUUGAGCUCUUUGAUAAGCUCUCUCUGCGCUUUAAUGGAAGGGUCCUGUUCAUAAAGGACGUCAUCGGGGAUGAAAUCUGCUGCUGGUCCUUUUACGGGCAGGGCCGCAAGAUCGCUGAGGUUUGCUGUACUUCCAUUGUCUAUGCCACGGAGAAGAAACAGACCAAGGUGGAGUUCCCAGAGGCCCGGAUUUAUGAGGAGACCCUCAAUAUUUUGUUGUACGAGGCCCAGGACGGCCGAGGACCGGACAACGCGCUCCUGGAGGCCACGGGCGGGGCGGCCGGACGUUCCCACCACCUGGAUGAGGACGAGGAGCGGGAGCGGGAGCGGAUCGAGCGCGUGCGGCGGAUCCACAUCAAGCGCCCCGACGACCGGGCGCACCUCCACCAGUGA